AUGGACUCAUUAUAAAUACAGAAGCAACUUAUGGUUGAGUAAUUGAAUAAGUUGGAAUACAUGGAUAAAAUACUGCCUCUGCACAAGGAUGAAGUUUAAGCAGAGAAGAAACUGCAAGUUCAGAUCAAUAGUCUGAAUUUCAAAAGAAUUAUUGAAGGGCAGGAGAAUAACAAAUUGAUGGCAGAAAUAGAGGAGUCGAAGUUAGACGUAUAGAAGAGUAGACACAAAGCCUUCCAGAAAUACUUCACCUCAUUUAUGACGGAGUAAUAACAGUAAGAUGUCAAUAUUCUUGAAUUCAAUUAAAGUGAUUUCGAAGUUUUUCAAUAAAUGAAGGAGAGGUAAAGAUAGUUGGCAUAGGAAGAUCUAACAAUUGCUAGGUAGAAAGAGAAGAGCAAUCAGAUAUUUGAAUAAAAUCUGAUGAAGAAAUGGGACAGAGUGAGGAAAAGUAGUAUAUUGAGUUAUUCUAAGAAUUGCGAAUGAUUGGUAGAAUGAAACGAUUAUAUGACGAAGUAAAAUUGUAUGGUACAAGUUGUAGAGUGGAGACCUCCAUAAAAAGACAUGAGGUGAUUCAGGAACUGGAACAGAUGCUCAACAAGCAGAAUCAGUAAAUUAGCAAGCCGAUGCCAUAGAAACACAGUAACAAUUAAGUCUAUGCAUAGAGCAUCUCUUCCUACCGGAUUCGAAAUUCAAGAAAUAUUGGCAAUAUGUUCUGAUGAUAUUGUUGAUUUACACUGCCUUUAUUACUCCCAUUCGGUUAGCAUUCAUAGAAGAAUUCAACUUAGUAUGGUUUACUUUGGAAUUAAUAGUAGACAUCUUAUUUUUUUUGGACAUCUUGAUCACAUUUAAUACAGCCUAUUUCAACGAGGAAGGAGUGCUUAUAGUUGAUCGUUAAUAAAUAGCAAUUCAAUAUCUAAGAACUUGGUUAAUAUUCGAUUUGAUGGCUGUAUUUCCUACUGAUCAAAUCUUUAAGAAUGAGGCUCAAAAAUUAUCUCAAUAUUUCAAGUAUCAAUAUUAAUUUAAGACAAUAUAAUAGAUUGACCAGAUUGCCUCGGAUGUAUAAAUUGAUAAGUAUCAGUAGAAUGUGGUCAACAGUUUAGAAUUCUCAGGAUCAUAAUGAUUGUUUUUCAGCAAUCCAAGAUUUGAUAAACUUGAAUUCUACCACUGUGAGAGUGCUUAAGUUUUUUGGAACUGUUCUUGUAUGUGUACAUAUCAUGGGUUGUCUCUGGUAUCUAGUUGCCAAACUCAAUGACUUUGGUCCAAACACAUGGGUGUAUGAAUUGGAUUUACUGAACAAAAGUGAAUAUGAAUUGUACUUAACCUCCAUCUAUUGGGCUGUGGCUACAAUUUGCACAGUGGGAUUCGGAGAUAUCCAUGCUUUCAAUGACAGUAAAGUAUAAAUUAGACAUAGCUGAAAGAAUUGUGUGUAUAUUUUGGAUGUUCUUUGGAGUUGGAUUCUACUCAUUCACAGUUGGUUCACUCUCCACUUUGAUGGGAACUUUGGAUACCAGAGAAUCUCAUUUGCAGAGCAAAAUCACUUUUAUGGAUGAGUUCUGUGAAGAAACCAAACUGUCCUUGUAGAUGAAACACAAAAUCAGGAAGGUCUUGGAAUACAACUCAAUGAUUAACAUAUUCUCCUCUGCUGAAGUGGACGAGUUCCUGUCUGAAAUACCUACCAAUCUCAAAUAUCAAAUCGCCCAAGCCAUGUAUGCUGGUCUCAAAAAUAGAGUCUCUUUCUUUAAGAAUAAGGAUUCAGUCUUCAUCUCCACUCUCAUUCCCAAAUUAUAGCCUUUAAAAAUCAAUGCUGGAGAAUUUGUAUACAACAAGGGAGAAUAUCCCAAUCAAGUAUAUUUCAUUGUCAAUGGCAGAGUCAAUAUGGUUAUUGGAGUGUAUUCAAUCACCUUUAAAACAUAUGUUACAGGUAGUUAUUUUGGGGAAAUUGAAAUAUUUGAUAACAGUGCACGCUUUCAUUCAGCCAGAGCUGAGUUAGAAUGUGAAUUGUUGGCCAUUGAAUAGGAUGUAUUUAAAAAAAUAUUGCAAGCAUUCCCAGAAUACUUUGAAGAAAUUAAAGCAAUUUCAUUAGAAAAACUAAAGAGGGAAAAGGAGGCCAUUGAAAAAUUAUAAGAUUUAACUGGAUUAUCCCAAACUUCUGAAUUCUUUAACAAGAAAAGAACUCAAUCCAUCUAUAAAUCAAUUAAAUAGAGAGAAUCUGUCCAUUUCAUAGAUUACAGUGAAGAAUCUGAAUAAGAUAUGAAAUCAAUGAGAUCCAGCAAACUUGGUUUCUUCAAAAAGAAAACCAAUCAUUUGAUGCCUGAGGAAAGUCUUACUACUCGAUUACACACUCAAGAAGAUACCUCGUAAAAGAACCUUGUAGCUUCAGAUAGUAGCCAAAAAAAAAAUGAAGAACCUGAAAAAGUAAUUACUUUGCCAAUUCCAGAUUAAGUCAAAAGAUAGAGUGAACACAAAAUUAAAUUAUAUGGAGAAGUGCCUAAUACCAUUUCAUAAUUUAAUGAAGAUACUGAUCAAUCUCAAUAACAAAAUAAUACUCAAAGAAUCUAAAGCGAAGAACCAACUCGUCCUCCCAAACCUAAAUAAGUUAGAUAUAUUAGCCAGAAUCUCAGAUGCAGUCCAAAGAGAAAUGACAAUCGAAAACCAUCCAUCUAGAUAAAUUCCACUAAUGAAAUUACAAACUCUGAUACUCCAUUUAUCUCUUCAGUCAGGUCUAACUUUAUCAAACCUUCCAUUAAAAUUGAUGAAGUCUCUCAUGAAUCAGAAGGGUCCAAUAAAAACUCUCCCAAAAUGUCCAUACUUUCUCAAAAUGCCUUAUCUCCUUAAAAUUCCCCCAGAAGAAAUUCAAUACCAUCGAGAGUUCCAAAACCAUCUCCUUUCCAAACUCAACAAUCUAUUUUCAAAGCUGCCAGCAACCAAUAUAUUGAGGCGAGUAAACUUAAGAAUCUGCCCAGAUUUGGUGGGUUCAGAAGAACAUAUAGAAAAGAAAGGGAAAUCGAAGUCUUAGAAGAAACAAUUGAAAAUGAAGAUUAUACCUAGUUGCAAUCAAAAUUAGUGGAGCUCUUGGAGAAGAUCAAGAAAUAGAAGGAAGAAUAAAAAACAAAAAAAUCAAAGAUCUAAUUCAAUAUCAUUAAUCCAUUGCCUAAAAAGAUUGUUUUACAAUAAAAAGAUUCUAUUAGUAUUUCAGAUUUACCAGAUGUUGAAAAAUAAUAAUUAGAUAGUAAUAGUAGUGGUAUAUUAGAAUGA
Paramecium octaurelia is the source of this 3252-nucleotide messenger RNA. The record is from the annotation of a GenBank genome assembly. NCBI's taxonomy places the organism in Eukaryota, Ciliophora, Oligohymenophorea, Peniculida, Parameciidae.